Molecule: messenger RNA, 483 nt
Organism: Blumeria graminis f. sp. triticale
Lineage: Eukaryota; Fungi; Ascomycota; Leotiomycetes; Helotiales; Erysiphaceae
Source: the annotation of a GenBank genome assembly
AUGCGCUUUUCUAGCAUUGCUGUAAUUUUUCAAUGUGCAAACUUCCUUGGGUCGGCUCUCGCUGCCUAUCAAACUUCUCAUAUUGCAGAGGAUCGUAAAAAGUUUGACUGUAACGGAUUCAUUAUUAAGUAUGUUGAUUAUAGAGAUGAUUAUUUUUUGGCAGCACGAAGUAUUUUAAACGAUGAACAUCCCCAUCCGACUUCGAGAGGCUUUAUCAGUGAUUAUUUGGGGAUUGGAAGCGAUACAAGAUUUGUUUUGUUUUUAGAUGAGUCCUCAGUGGCUUUUUAUUCCUCUGAUCUCAGGAUACCUAUGAAAACUGAAACAACCAACCGUGGCACACUACAAACCUCCUAUUUUAUUAUACUCGAUAACGAAUCCCGCACAGUUGCCAUGUUCAUGAGGGUUACCAAUACUCACACCGACAGAUUUGGUGAAAGCUGGACAGGGACAAGCUAUAAUAUAUGUGGCAUUGUUAGGAACUAA